Molecule: messenger RNA, 888 nt
Organism: Vigna radiata var. radiata (mung bean)
Lineage: Eukaryota; Viridiplantae; Streptophyta; Magnoliopsida; Fabales; Fabaceae
Exons: 2
Coding region: 1-888 (295 amino acids)
Source: RefSeq, a predicted model, not a curated record
AUGGGGUUUGCUGGGGAACGGGUCGACACCAAGGGAUAUCUAGACUUGUGGACGCUUCUGGGGGUCGGCCGAGAAGGCGAGGAUAAGAGAAUAAGAUACUUACUAGUAGACGCCAACACGUCCUAUAAUGUCUUGUUAGGAUGCCUGUGCCUGAACUCCUUUGGCGCCAUUGUUUCCACCCCCCACUUGGCGAUGAAGUAUCCUACCAGCCGAGGUACAAUUUGCACCAUCCGUGCUGAUCAAAAAGUGGCGCGGGAGUGUUAUGCCGCAGGCCUUAAGAUGUAUCCUCGGGAAAUGAGGAGGAGGACGAGUGGUACGGACGUCGCAAUGGCCGACCUAGAUCCCCGGACCAAUACGGAAGAUCGCCUUGAGCCGCUGGGGGAGACCCAACCUAUGAUAGUAGGGAAAGAUCCCACUCAGGUAACCACCAUUGCUCGGGGACUGGAGGAAGAAGUAGAAAAGCGACUGAGGAGAAGCCCGACCCGUACCCCAAAAGAAGAGGAGGAUGGCGAAGAGAAAAGGAGGGCCGUCCAGGAGGAGGUAAGGAAGUUACAGGUGGCAGGGUUCGUCCGAGAGAUCACGUAUACCACUUGGUUAGCAUAUGUGGUCAUGGUUAAGAAAGCUAGCGGCCAAUGGCGAAUGUGCACGGAUUAUACCGACCUAAAUAAAGCCUGCCUAAAGGACUCUUAUCCUUUGCCUAGCAUUGACGUCCUCGUGGAUGGGGCGUCUGGUCAUCAAAUUCUAAGCUUCUUGGACGCAUACUCGGGGUAUAAUCAGAUACCCAUGCAUGGACCGGAUAGGGAGAAGACGGCCUUUAUGGCCGAUCAAGCCAACUUCUGUUAUGAAGUCAUGCCCUUCGGUUUGAAGAACGUCGGCGCCACUUACUAG